CCUUGUUUUUCCCGAGUCGCGGGACCGCUGGCGAUUCUGGGAAUUCCGACUCCGCGCGGGUCUUCCCGUCCAGGCGGGCAACGCACUAAUAUAGACGUACAUGUGAAAGAAAAGAAGUUGUUAGUCGUUAUCAUUUCAGCUGAAUUUCAGUUUGGGAAUUUCGCGGAGGCUCUUCAGGAAAGGUCAGGGCUCUGUUGCUGAUGACCCAUGAAGACUGUGUUGUCUCUGUGCUCAGUGGAGCUGACAGAGUUGAUGUAACAUGGUGACGGUGGCGAUCCGAGCUGCACCAGGUCCAGUGUUGCACAGGGUUGUUUUCUCCAGCUCCUUUGCCUUGCGGAGUGUGUGUUGUGCUGUGACUCUGGACAUGAUGCAGGCCUGUGCUCUGCUACUGUUUCUGUUCCCAGUGCAGGUCUCCCUUCUCCACACUGAGCUUUCUGUGCCCCAGAAUGUAUUGCUGGAGAAGGACCUUGUAUCCCAGACUCUGUCUCUGACAUGGGAGAGUGACUCUUCAGUUUUUGACGUUGAGAUUUUUCGCACUGAGCUUGGAGAGCUGGUUCUGAAUGAGACUGUGUUGGCACGAGUGUAUGCCAGAACAAGGAGGUGGAGCUGGAGUUGGCGGUCAGAGGUGCCUCUUCAGUGCACUUCCCACUCUGUACACAUCAGAGCUCGAGACCAGCAUACAGUGAGCCAGUGGAGCCGCCUGCUGACUAUCUCAGGUUUGGACCUGCCGGAGAAGGCAGAGGCCCAGAUGUAUCCCCAGGACACGGUGGUCACGGUGGGCAGUAACGUCACCUUCUGCUGUAUCCUGCCCGAGGGCCAGGCGGGGGAAGGCCACAUCCGCUACAUGAACAAGGAACUGAAGGUGACCAUGCUCAGCCAUAGGACCAUCGCCACCUCCGUGGACAACCUACCGGCAUCCCACCCCACCGGAACCAACGUCAUCUGCUCCAUGCCAGCGAACAGUGUACUGACCGGAGCCGUAGUGUUUGUGGGCUAUCCCCCAGGCGAUGAGGGUCUGCAGUGUGAGACACGUGACCUUGUGUCAGCAGAAUGCUACUGGAAUAAAGGACAAGACACACACCUGAGGAAGACCUCCUACCAAACACAGUACACUCUGAACGGCAGGCGCUGUGUGGAGGCAGGUCGAGACAGGAAGCAGUGUCGUUUUGACCAGUGGCAGGACACAUGGACUCUUAUGGCUGUAAAUCCUCUUGGAACAGUCUGGCUCAAUGACUCUGCCAAGCUUAUUGAACGGGUGCAUCUCGUGGCUCCUGUGAACAUUUUGGCGGUCCCCCAGAUGAGGAACGCCACUCUGCAGUGGACCUGGUCUGCACAGCGCUAUAAAACUCUGGACAUGAUCUGCCAGGUGCACCUCACCAACAGGGGGCGCACCCAUGCUUAUAACUACACUGGUGUGGGACUGUCCAGUGUCAUUCUGGAGGGACUGAUCCCAGAUGCUCAGUACUCUGUCUCUGUGUGCUGUGCCUCCCUGCACAACUUCUGGCGAUGGGGAGACUUCAGCAGCCCCUACAGCGUACGCACCAAAAUGGACCGACCUGAGGCUCCUGAUGUGUGGGUGAGGAUGGACAGUGAAGACACUGGCCGAGUCUUAUGGAAACCUCUCUCUGGGAGUGCCAGUCACGGUCCUCUUCUCGGGUAUGAGGUCUAUCUGAAGGCAGGGGAGGAGGUUGGAUGGAAGAGUCUCUUUCUCUCUUCAAAUGCAUCCAGCUCACUCAUCUCCCUGAGCAACAGCAGCCGUAAUGUCAUCGUCGCCGUGGCAGCACGAAACCCAGUUGGGCUCUCCAAGCGCUCUGCUAUACCCAUCCCCAAGUUUCAAGCAGACUUUCCGUUGCACGGGUCUGAGCUGGUGGGCGGUGGUGUGGAUCUUGAGCUGAGCUGGCCUCCAUGGCCCAACGCCAGCCACGGCUAUGUGCUGGAGUGGGCUCCCACCUGCUGUACUGGCCUCUGCUCCGUCCAGUGGGUGAAGGUUCCGAAUUCAAACACCAGCACUAUAGUCCAAUCAGGUUCUCUCGUGGAGGGGGUGAGGUACACAUUCUCUGUAUUUGCACUGUCUCAUGGAGCUACUGUUCUACUGCAGAGGCAACAUGGAUAUGGGGAGGAGCUGGUUCCUGCCCAGCCUGUGGGGGCGCUGUCUGCCCAGCAGUCCGGCUCCAGUGUGUUACUGUCCUGGGAUCCCAUCCCCAUGUGUAACCAGACAGGCUUUGUGCGCGGAUACACAAUCUACCCGACCAGUGCUUCUAACCUGAGAGUCGCUCAGCUGAGUGACCCCGCACUAACCUCUUACUCCAUGGAGCCUGUGGCCCCUGGCUCCUACAAGUUCACGGUGAAAGCGUGCACGUCGGCAGGAGAAGGCAGCGGUGCCACCGUCACUAUCAGAAUGGAGUCGGACACUGACAUGCUGGUUGUGGAGAUUCUAGUGGCGCUGGGCGUUAUGUCUUGCAUUCUCAUCAUCAUCAGCAUCUUCUGCUAUAAGAAAAGAGAAUGGGUGAAGAAGGCUUUCUACCCUGAGAUUCCUGGACCCAAACUCACUGGGGACUGGAUAACUCCUGCGGGUCCUAUGGAUGUAAAGCCGCCGCGCCACAGUUUGGUCCACAUAGUGGAGAGUCCAGAGUGGGAAUCUAGAAAGGGAAGUCUUGUCAGCGCACCUGAGGAGGAGGAUGACGACUCCGCAAACCAGAACAUCGAUAUGGACACAGACUCAGACGAACCUGCCCAUCUGAGAUACUACAAUCAGCUGGUUAGCGAUGGUUCCCACAGCAACCAUGCCUCAGAUUCGUCAGGUGCCUCCACCAGCUCUGAGGACUCUGCACAGACACAGGUCACCUACACAGGCAUCCAGAGCCCCGCCCCCUCACAGGGAACACCAUCCUAUGCUUACAGGCCCCAGAUGCAGCCUACAGUGGGCCCCGAUAUUCCUGGGGCUGGGCUAGACAGCGAGCCCCAGGAAGAGAGCUCUAAUGUGGGCUACAAACCACAGUGCUCCUGGCAGGUGGACUCUCCAGAGGCCGAGAACUUCAGUGGCUCACUGGGCAGUCCCACCUCUGUGACAUCAUCACAGUUCCUCAUUCCGGAAUCCUCGGAGGAGAAUCUGGAACCGUCAGGCAGCUGGUUCCAGAACCUGCUCUCUGGCAAAUUCUGAGACCAUGGGUCAUUUCGCCAGUGUACCGUUGCUUUGAGCAGUUUUAUCAUUAAGCUUGUGAGUGUGUUUUUUUUUUUUUGUGAAUUCUCAAUGUUGAUGAAGCUCACGACAGCUGCUGCUGUUCAGAGAAAAGCUGCAGUGUGCCACAAUGCCGAGUCACUGCCCAGGGUUGCAGCACUGCUGAAGAACUGAAGAACUACUGUUAACUGUCUGAGCUCCAACAGAACAGUGACACGUGUAACCUGCAGAGGGCGCUGUACUCCACAGCACUGGGACUCUCUUUCCCUCCAGAUUUGUGUAUUGUGUUACUAUCGCUUCAGCUGUGGGACUCAGGCACAGCUCACGUUAGCGUUUGUAUAAGCUCAGCGAUCACCAACGCUGGUCUUAUGGCAUUAUCAACGUCUGGUGGAAAAAAGACAAAACAAAAACACUAAACGAUUCCCAGGGUGCUUUGAGGCAGCGCUGGUCUCAGCUCAGCUGAAGAUGUAAAUGUGGGAGGGCUCUGUGAAAUGCCUCUAAGCCAGUCACAUGAAUAUGGGAAAACUUGGUGAAAGGUCUCUUAACCAAUCAGGUUGCAGUACUCUGAUUGCUGGCAGUGGACGCUGCCUGUGUUAAAACACUACAGUGUAUAUUUUGUAGCUCUGUUAUGUUGUAGAGCCAUAAAGUUCAGUACUCCAAGCACUUUCACAGAGUUACAGGUGUAACUGACGGGGAUUCGGGGGUCUCACCUACUACCACCGUUACCUUAAGACCCCAUAGUGCCACCUGUCUACACUUUGCUAACAGAUGUCAGAAGCCCAGUACGUUUUUCUGUAAGAGAACUCAUUAUUUGCUGUGUGCUUAUCCCCCUGUAGUUCCAAAGCCAUUUUCUGUCUUAUGGGUGGUUUAAAAAAUCCUGACAUUUGAAAGCGUUUGAGGCAUAUAUGUCUCGUGUAUGAAGUCUGUUGUGUAUUGUGUUGUCAUGGAGAUGUUUAGAGACCGAACCUUCAAGGAAGCUCCAGACACACCUCUGUAUUAUAACAUCUUCACCCAGCAGUAGGAACGGCACUUCAUCUCCCAGUCAGUACCAGCUACCGCACUGUCCAGAAGCCCCGGAACUGGUCCAGAACUCUUUAUGGGAAGCAGAAUGUUAUGGUGCAUAAGUCCUUUACAGUUUUAUAUUCGUAACUGACCCAGUUCUCCCAAAGAUCUCAAAUAUUUAACCUUCUGUGUGGUAAUUCAAGUUAUACUGACUUGCCAUUACACAAACACACGACAGAGGAAGACAGAGUGUGUUUUUGUAUAUUAUGGAACAAAAUAUUACAACUGCUUAGGAAAUCUAGAUGAAAUCAGGCAUGACCUUCGUGGUCAGGAGUAAGCUAUGUGGUCCGCACCAGUGAAAUGGUCCUGACCAGGUUAAAUCAUUUUAACAAGUGAGAUUAAUGUCUUUAAAAAAAUCUUAGUUUCAUACAUGUUGUGUGUGUGACCCUGUGUCAUGACAAGGUACAAUUACGCAUGAGUGUGAGAGAGAGAGACUGUGAGAGAGAGAUACUGUGAGACUGGUUUUGUAUGUGUGAUAGUGUUCACUGACCCAGCCUGAAUUUUGCCCUUAUAGCCACAGCAGUGGCACAUGACAGUGGGAUAUGUGGGAAAUGUAGGCAUUCUCAGUCUCAUUCUGCUUAGUUACUGAAGCUUUAAAUACUACUGCGAGAGAUUAAAUAUUACUAAUAACAUUUUAUUUUGACGUAACACAAUGUUUUAUGCGUAUCAUACAGAUGUGUAUUUGUUUUUUAUGAACUUUUAAAUCUAAUUGUUUUUGUGUAGCUGGGGGACUUUGCUGUGAAGUUACAGUUGGGUUCCGGUUGAAUCAGAGCAGACUUCUAGAACUGGAACUAAACCCUGUAGCUCAGAGUUCUAGAACUGGAACUAAACCCUGUAGCUUAGAGUUCUAGAACUGGAACUAAACCCUGUAGUUUAGAGUUCUAGAACUGGAACUAAACCCUGUAGCUUAUAGUUCUAGAACUGGGACUAAACCCUGUAGCCAGUAAUAAUCUCAGACUUCCAGAUUUGGAACUGAUGACAAGUCUUUAUGAUGAGCUCAGAGUUCUAGAACUCCCAAGUAAGAUGACAGGCUUCCCCAAUAUUGCAGCUAAACUCCUACUAACCUUAUUACACAGUCAGAUGAGAAGCAUAUAGAUAUACAUGUGCUUAUACAGAUACACGUAUAGAUAUGUACUUAUACAGAUAUGCGUGUAGAUAUAACCAUGUGCUCGCGCAGUCUGGAUGUGUUUGGACAAAAUCUGUUGCAGUCACCAUAUGGCAGUGGCCAUUUAAUGCAGCUUUUAAUGUUGAAGACUCACUUUAAUCACAUUAACCAGAAGACAAGUCUGUCAUUCAUGUUGUAUUUGUGGUCUGGUGGUUUUGACUGACACACCAGACUGAGCUGAACUGCAGAGUAAGUGUAAGCAUUCAGGUGCCAGUAAAUAUCUACUCAAUGUUAGAUUUGCAUGUAUAUCAUCAAAUAGGAUCUGAGACAGAUGGUGUAUGUUGUGAUGUGAGAUCCUGUAAUCAGACACUAACAUCGUUGCCUUUGUGUGCAUGACUGUAACUGUAGGAAGGGAAACUUCUCUGAGGAGCUGAGUGAAACUGGGUGUGUGACAAAACUCAUGUUUCCAUGUCCUGAUCUCCAUGUACUCUCUUGCACUAACAGGCCGACAUACAAUCUGUAUGAUAACAAUAAACAGAGAUGAUCACAUA
This is a messenger RNA of Electrophorus electricus (electric eel), 5896 nucleotides long. RefSeq names its product LIF receptor subunit alpha a (gene lifra). Gene Ontology annotation, cellular component: membrane. Gene Ontology annotation, molecular function: cytokine receptor activity; protein binding. Lineage: Eukaryota; Metazoa; Chordata; Actinopteri; Gymnotiformes; Gymnotidae. The record is from RefSeq and is a predicted model, not a curated record.